UGUUGUAUUUUGCUACUGAACUACUCUUUUAGUCUUUAGUCAAAUAGUCUAAUAAGUCUAAAGUCAAUAGUCAAUAGUAUCUUCGCUUGACUUCUGUCUUGUUUAGAAUUAAUAGAAUUUGGAUAUCCAUUAUCCAUAAACUAUUAUCGAAUAUUAUAUUUAUUUUAUUAUAAUUUAAUAUUUCUUAAUUAAUUGGUCGGAACUACUAUUCGCCGAAUAAAUUUCCCUAUUAAUAUUCGAUUGUUCGUCUUUCAAAACCAAUGGUUCGUGGUAGUGGACGUGUCGGUAUGAAUAGAUUUCCACCAUCGUUAGCCGGGCCAAUGGUUCCUCCAUUCAUGUCCCGCAGAGUGCCAAGACAUCCUUUCGAUAUUGUCCUUUGCGAAGGCGCUUUCCCUCGAGUGAAGCCUGGCGCUCAUACUACAGAGGAAUCGGCUUUCAAUGCUGCUUUGCUGAAAAGGGCGCAGGUGUUGACACCCUCUCCCGAAGACCAUUCAUCUUUAUUGGGAGUUGUUACCAAGAUACAGUCUAUACUGGAUAAUAUUAUUAUAUCCCCAGGAAAAACUGAAGUAUCCAUUGAAGAGGUUAGAGUAGUUGGAUCUUUUAAAAAAGCUACAAUUAUGAAGGGCCAUACUGUGGCUGACAUAGUGGUUAUUUUUAAAACUUUACCUACUAAAGAGAGCGUAAUCUCUUUGUCUCAAAGAAUUAUAGCAGACUUCAGAGAAAACUAUCCUACUGGCAUGCAGAUUGCUGAUGAUGUUUUGAUGGCUCCAGACAGCACUGGUUUUGAUGUUAUUUCAUCACAAGGCACUGUGCGCAUACUAAUUUCCACGAUAUCUACAAAUUUAAAAAAGCUUACGUCUGGUCUACACUUAGAUGCAAAUGCAAUGAAACUACACAUGGGUGCAAUACGCCAUAGCCGGUGGUUUGAUGACAAUGCCUCUCAUUCAUCAAAUAAGAUGCUUGUUAGGCUUCUUAAAGAUUUACGCAACCGUUUUACCGGGUUGAAAUGUUUAAAUCCAUGGAUGAUAGACUUAUUGGCACAUCGUUCACUGUUAAACAACAAACAAACAUUACCCAUUCAGAUAGCAUACAGGAGAGUCAUACAACUACUAGCUGGUGGGCUAUUUCUUCCUGGUUCAGCUGGAAUAAUAGAUCCCUGUGAAAGUGGUAACAUCAGAAUUCAAACCUUACUAUCAUUGGAACAACAAGACUUACUGUGCAUGACUGCUCAACAUUUAGUUCGUGUGAUGGCUCAUGGUGGUUUUAUUGCUGUACUAAAUGGAAACGAUAAUAUUUUAAAAUUGAAAUCUAUUAACGGCAUUGUUUUUGAAGACUUGCAAAAAGCAUAUGAGAAACAAGAAGAGAUGGUAGAAGAUGUGGAUGCUACAAGUGCAGAAAAUGAAGAAGUAGCAAUGGAGAGUACAUAAGUCUAUAAUUAUAAAUUAAUUUUUUAAAAUUGUGUUUUUCUGUGUAUAUAUUUAAUGUUUGUGUGUGUAUUGAGUGUGCAUAUUUGCUACAUAUUCUUUUUUUCAAUUCAUUAGAAAAUUAUCCAAAACGAUAAAUUGUAUUUAUACAUUUAAGAACCUAAUUUUUAUAUAACUCUUUCAUUAAAUAAAUUUCUUCUAAGGUACAACA
Acyrthosiphon pisum (pea aphid) is the source of this 1635-nucleotide messenger RNA. Its product is annotated as interleukin enhancer-binding factor 2 homolog. Gene Ontology annotation, biological process: positive regulation of DNA-templated transcription. The record is from RefSeq and is a predicted model, not a curated record. Gene Ontology annotation, cellular component: catalytic step 2 spliceosome. Lineage: Eukaryota; Metazoa; Arthropoda; Insecta; Hemiptera; Aphididae. Bases 261 to 1427 code for a protein of 388 amino acids. The transcript is spliced from 7 exons. Gene Ontology annotation, molecular function: double-stranded RNA binding; DNA binding.